UUGGUUUAAUAGACGAUAGUUGACUCUUUAUUGCCUGUUGGAUUUAAGAAGUGAUAUUGGUAAACAAGCAAGGCAGGGAGAAACUCAAGAACCAUGGGGGACUCCAAUCAAUCGUCAGCAGACAAAGUGUCACCGGGCUCUGACGAAGUGUCAGCCAAUCACCAAUCUGAAGAGUAUGAUGAACCAACUGUUGAAUCUGAUGUUGAAGAAGAAUCAAGAGCGGAUGCUGAUGAAGGAGAGACUGAAGAAUUAGUCAUCUUGGAUCCAUCUGCAUCGGAGGUGGAUUUGAAUCAUCGUCGAAUUGCAAAGAUUGAGAACUUGGAGGCACUGACCUGUGUUGAGACACUGUGUCUUCGAUGGAACCUCAUCAAAAAAAUUGAGAAUCUUCACACGCUUACGAUGCUAAAAGAACUGGAGCUUUACGACAACCAAAUAACUGUGAUUGAGAACCUCUCUAUGCUAGUUAAUCUUGAGGUCUUGGACAUCUCCUUCAAUAGAAUAAGGAAAAUUGAAAACUUGGAAGGCCUCACAAACCUAAAAAAGCUUUUCUUGUGUGCCAACAAAAUUUCCCGCAUUGAGAACGUCAACCACUUGAAGAGCCUGGAACUUCUCGAACUGGGAGAUAAUAAGAUAAGGGUAAUUGAAAACUUAGAUGGUAUGACAAAUCUGAAGAGUCUGUUCCUUGGAAAAAACAAAAUCACAAGACUUCAGAACUUGGAUUCUCUCAUUCAUCUGGAAAUUCUUGGUGUACAGAGCAACAGACUUACCAAGGUAGAAGGACUGAGUCGCCUGGUGAACCUCGAGCAGAUCUACUGUUCCCACAACGGCAUGGAAAAGCUGGAGAACCUCGACAACAAUGCCAAGCUCCAGACUUUAGAUAUGGCCGUCAAUAGAAUCAAAAAGAUUGAGAACAUCAGUCAUCUCCAUCAGUUAGAGGAGUUUUGGUUCAACAGCAAUCAAAUCAGUGACUGGAAUGACCUGAAGCAGCUGGAGAAUGCUAAAGGUCUCCAGACAGUUUAUCUUGAGGGAAAUCCCCUACAGAGGGACCCCAACUACCGACGGAAGAUCAAACUUGCCCUUCCAUCGCUUACACAGAUUGAUGCAACGCUUUGUCGAUAAGUUUGUGAUUUUAAGAGCAAUGCUCUAUCAAGAUCUUCCUUCAGUCUCUGAAACUGCCAAAUUGUCAAACUUCAUAUUGGUACACAUGUGUUGUGUUAGUUUUGUGGUGCACAUAAUGUCAUGCAGCUAUUUUCUCUGGUGUCAUGUGUGAUGAGACCCAUAAACGUCAAAGCUUUUAUAUCUCAUUCGAGCAACCACUGAAAAAAAAAAAUGGAAACAAAAAACCAUGCAAAGCACAGCAUUCUUGUAAUUUGAUCAAGCCACCCCCCCACACCAAAAAAGAGAAGAAGGUGACUAAAAAUGCUAAAAGCUAUCACCUUUUUUUUUCAAAAAAUGGAGAAAGAGCCUGUGACAUCCAUCCAACCGUAAGGAAGCCGUGUUUCACUUCUCAUGAGAUACAUUGAAGUGUUGGAAUGUUAAGUUUUAUUUAUUAUACUCCUGAUUUUUCCUUCUUCUUUCUUUUCUGUAAAAGGACAGGAUUUUGAUUUAAGAAAAAAGGGAGAUAGCAAAGGAUGGGAAAGCUGUAUCUUGUGAUUUUUGAAAUGGGCUGUUCUAAUAGGCUAAUUUGUUAUGUAGAUUAAAUCGUGCAUGUUCUAUUUGAUUGUGCUACUACUAGUUGAGUCAGACGAAUUUCAGACAUACAAGUUUUUGCUUUUGCAGUGUAAGUGAAUAGUCAGUGUAAGGCUGCUAUGUAUUGUCUAAUUCGGCAUAAGCGCUGUUUAUGGAACAACCUCCUUCAAGAGCAAAACCAACUUUGCUUCAUUUACCUUCUGUUCAUGUCUUCACAGUGUUCAGGGUCCUUACAGGUUGAACUUCAUAACUAGUUCCAUGGACAGUGAAACUUGUGUCUGGAAAGGCAAUUUACUGUGUGCUACAAUAAUGAUUAUUGUUUUUAUUCUUUUGUUCUUUGUACCUAAAAUCCCAGUGUUAAUGCUGUAGAGGAGUGCAAAAGCACUUACUUAAUGGAUCUCAUUAGAAAUUUUGCCAUUUUGUGUCUAGAGGACUAGGGUUAAUGAGGGGACUGUAAGUAGUAGAUAUGAGAAUUUCAAACCACUGCAUUUUUAUGUUUCAACACGUAAGCACACAAACACACCAAUAAGGCUUUGCAGUAUGACUUAAGAUUUCAAUAGGUUGUAAGUGAUUUGAUUACCGUGACUUAUAUCCUGCACUCAUCAACAAACCUUUGAUAAAAAACAAACAAAAAUUUAAGCUAAGGUCAACAUUUGUGAAUUUUAGUUUUUGUAAUGUUAAAACAUUUUUGCAAUCCAUUGUCACAUUGAUGUUUAUAUAUGCUUAAUGUCAGGGGUCUCUGCAGCUAUGUUUAGGAAAUGAUUUAUAGAUUAUUAAUGUGGAAUUUCAAGUUCAAGAAAAUUGAACAUUUGAAGCAUGAAUUGUGUAAAGAUUUGGAAAAAAAAUGUAGGAUAUCUACAUUGUGAGAAAAAGGUAAAACACAUACGCACCAGAAAAGUUUAAAUGGUCGGUGACUUUAUAUUUUUCUUGAAGAGUUGCUUAAAACAUUGAUUGGAAACAGCUUAUAACAGUAAAAUAUUUAAAAUGGUUUUGUUAAAGUGUUUUCAUUGUGCAUCUACUUGGUCAGAAGGUUGCAUGCUGUUCUGAUAUUCUGGAGAGCUUAAAAAUAUCAAACUUUUUAAAAGUUAUGCAUGAAGAGAUUGUUUAUAUAUAUGAAGUUUUUUUUUUCUUUUUUUUUUUUUUGUUACAUUAAAGUAAGUUUCUGGAAACUUUACUGUUAAGAAAAUUAUGUAUAUAUAUAUAUAUAUUUUUCUCUCUUUUGAAGUUGGCCAUACUGGCUUGCAUUAGCAUGUGGAAUAUGUAUGGUUUGUGAACGUUUUCUGAUAAGAGAGAAUUCGUAUUUCACUAUGUUUUAAACAGAAACUUUUUUUUUAGUGUUUUGCUGUACUUUUUUCAUACCCUUUGAUUUUGAAUGUUGUGAAUAACCCAUUUACUGUAUUAAUUUAUUUGAAAGCAAACUUACCAGAAAAUAAAAAAAUACUAAUAACAGCCUGUAAACAAUUAGAAUACUAAGAGAAAUUAAUGAAGGAACUGAGUUUUUUACAGAUAGUUCAUUAAGAAAUGGAUGAGCAACUGUCCUUUUAAGAUGAUCAUUCUUCCUGUACUAAUCAAAUACUAAUUGAAAAAAGGAGUACAAUAAAUUUUGUGAAUUUCAGUGAUUUCAAAAGGGUACACUUGCCUGUUUCUUUAUACCAGUGAACAGUGAAGAGAUUCUUUAUCUGGUUAUACUGAAAGACGCUGAAAAAAUAUGGUUUUCACAAAUAUUGCGAGAUAAAAUACAUACAGAAACCUUU
This is a messenger RNA of Penaeus chinensis, 3443 nucleotides long. RefSeq names its product protein phosphatase 1 regulatory subunit 7-like (gene sds22). Gene Ontology annotation, molecular function: protein binding. Lineage: Eukaryota; Metazoa; Arthropoda; Malacostraca; Decapoda; Penaeidae. Bases 94 to 1119 code for a protein of 341 amino acids. The record is from RefSeq and is a predicted model, not a curated record. The transcript has 9 exons.